This is a messenger RNA of Maylandia zebra (zebra mbuna), 3470 nucleotides long. It is a transcript of the gene kif3ca, whose product is annotated as kinesin family member 3Ca. Gene Ontology annotation, biological process: mitotic cell cycle; microtubule-based movement. Lineage: Eukaryota; Metazoa; Chordata; Actinopteri; Cichliformes; Cichlidae. The record is from RefSeq and is a predicted model, not a curated record. Gene Ontology annotation, cellular component: microtubule. Gene Ontology annotation, molecular function: microtubule binding; microtubule motor activity; ATP binding.
CCUAAUCUGAAUGGCUAUCCAAGCAGGCAUUGUAGCGGUAAAAAGGGGGCGUGUCUUAGCCUGACAGAAAGGGCAAAUGUUACUCUGUAACGUACGCUGACAUUUAGGCUCAAAGCGCCGCUCAUAUCUCACUGUGAAAUGCCGCUAGUGAACCAAAAUGGCGACGAGUUUCAUGCGGAUCUCUAGUAGCCGGGGUGUUUCAGCUUUCAUGGCAAGCUGGCAGUUGGUGCGGUGACUAUCCCAGCUGUGAGUCAGGCAAAGUGAUGUCAUAUGACUGCAAUGGAGCGUCGAUCCAAAGCGUGAGAGGUGCUGGUCGUCCGUCUGCUUAUAGGCUCAUUCACGCACAAUAAGCCAAGGAAACUGGCUGUUACACACAGUGGCAAUUCAUCAUCUGUAUUGGUAAAUAUCUGUGUCUAUGCUAUUUGGCACUGUGGCUGUUUUCCAUUGUGAUAUGACCAAGAAGCCAUAAUGAUUUUUUUUUUAAAUGAAUGAUUUAAAGAAACACAUGCAGUUAACAGACGGGAUAUAUGCUCAUUAAGGACUUCAGAGGGCUUUGUGGACUUAGAUAAUACACAUUUUCCUUUUUUGUUGUUUGCAACGAGUAACAGAAGCCAGUCAUGUCAAAGAACAAGAGCAGUGAGUCAGUGAAGGUGGUAGUUCGAUGCCGCCCUUUGAGCCGGAAAGAGGAGUCCAAUGGGCCUGCAGGGGGAAUAGUGCAGAUGGACCUACGGCUGGGACAAGUAAUCCUCAGAAACCCUCGUGCACCACCAAGCGAGCCCCAGAAAACAUUCACAUUUGAUGCAGUGUAUGAUGCAAACUCCAAACAGCGAGAGCUGUAUGACGAGAGCGUGCGGCCGCUGAUAGAUUCAGUGCUGGGAGGGUUUAAUGGCACCAUAUUUGCCUAUGGGCAGACAGGAACUGGGAAGACAUACACCAUGCAGGGAGCGUGGCUGGACCCAGAGAGACGAGGUGUGAUUCCCAAUGCCUUUGACCAUAUCUUCACACACAUCUCCCGCUCCCAAUCUGACAAGCAAUACCUAGUGCGGGCGUCCUACCUCGAGAUCUACCGAGAGGAGGUUCGGGAUCUUCUUGACCCCAAUCAUGGCAAUGCUAGAGCCCUGGAGCUCAGAGAAAAUCCAGACACUGGUGUGUAUGUUCAAGAUCUCACAUCCUGUGUCUGCAAGAGCAUCAAGGAGAUCGAGGAGGUGAUGAAUGUGGGCAAUCAGGCGAGGGCGGUUGGGGCAACAGACAUGAAUGAACAUUCGUCCAGGUCCCACGCUUUGUUUUUGAUCACUGUGGAGUGCAGUCAGCCUGGGCCAGAUGGGAGGAAACAUAUACGGGUUGGACGCCUUAACUUGGUGGACCUGGCUGGCAGCGAGCGGCAGGCCAAGACCGGUGUCCAGGGCGAGCGCCUGAAAGAGGCCGCCAAGAUCAACCUUUCCCUGUCAGCACUGGGAAAUGUUAUCUCCGCUUUGGCAGAUGGGCGCAGCGGACAUGUGCCGUACCGGGACUCCAAGCUUACCCGGCUGUUACAGGACUCUUUGGGCGGGAAUGCUAAGACUGUUAUGGUUGCCACACUUGGCCCGGCCCCUCAGCACUACGACGAGACUCUCACAACCCUUCGGUAUGCCAACCGGGCCAAGAACAUCCAGAACCAGCCCAGAGUCAACGAGGACCCCAAGGAUGCUCUGUUGCGGGAGUUCCAGAGAGAGAUUGCUCGCCUCAGGGCCCAGCUCAACCACAGGAAGUGGAGGAGCAAACAGAAGAGUGAGCAGGUGGAGGACGAGAGCUGGGACGGAGACCAGGAGAAAGAGAUUGAGGAUGAAGAGGACGAAGAGGUCGAGAAGGAGGGAGAGGACUACAUGAAGCUGGAGGAGCAGCGGCUAGAGAGGGAGAAGGAGGCCAUUAGAGGAGACCAGGACUUGAUUCCUGACGAGAAGCAGAAACUGCUGGGAGAGAAAGAGAGGAUGAUGGUGGAUCUGAGGAAGGAACAGGAAGCCACAGAACAGCUGACCGCCAAGUACAAGGCGAUGGAGAGCAAGCUGCUGGUCGGUGGAAAGAACAUCAUAGAUCACACCAAUGAGCAGCAGAAGAUGCUGGAGAUAAAACGGCAGGAGAUAGCAGAGCAGACGCGUAAGGAGCGCGAGAUCCAGCAGCAAGUGUUGAUUCAGGAUGAAGAGACGCUGGAACUGAGAGAGACUUUCACUUCUCUGCAGCAGGAGGUUGAAGCCAAGACAAAGAAACUCAAGAAGCUGUACGCCAAGCUCCAGGCAAUCAAAGUAGAGAUCAAGGACGUGAACGACGAGCACGUGAGGAGCAGACAGGAGCUUGAGCAAACUCAGAACGAGCUCACCAGAGAGCUCAAGUUCAAGUAUCUGAUCAUAGAGAACUUCAUCCCGCCCGAGGAGAAGAAUAAGAUAAUGAACAGGCUGGUCUUUGACCCUGAGGAAGACCAGUGGAAGUUCCAGUCACUUGUUCCUGCUGAAAGUAAAUCCUCGCAGAUGAAGAAAAGGCCAGCAUCUGCAGUCGGAUACAAACGACCCAUCAGCCAGUAUGCCAGGGUUGCCAUAGCAAUGGGAGGUCAUUCCAGAUACAGGGCUGAGAACAUCAUGUUUCUGGAGCUGGACAUGACUCCUCCAAACACCGCCUCAGUCGAUUGCUCAAAGGAUGGAGAACCGAACCAAAGUCCCUCGGUGGACAGCUCGCCCACCAAGGAGAAAGGCGUUCGAAAGUCCCAGUCUUGGUGUCACACUCCAAAAUCCAUGACUUCCUCCCCUUCUAAUGUGUCCUUGGCAGCAUGUCACACUGCCACACCCGCAGCGGCACAUGGCCGCCUUACAGACUUCUCAGUGAGGCCCACUGCUGGGACACAAACACACCACCACCACCUCUGCUGAAAGCUGACAGACUUCAUGGAAAUGAUCUUCUGGCAGGAAACUACAUGACCAUAUGAACCUCAGAAACUCUGUAUAAAUCAGUUCCUCCAGUUCCUCCUCCGGCAGAGCCCUUUCCUCUUUUGCAUGUCAGAUCAUCUCUGAAAACAGCUGGCUGCAGUGCUGAACUGCCCAGACUGUUGUGUGUGUGUGUGUCUGUGUGUUUGUGUGUGUCUGUUGUGUACAAAGCGCCGUAUGAUUGCCUGUUUGUGUUUCUAGUCAUGACCACUGCAGAUUUAAAGGUGAAGGUUUCGUGUAUUCUGGAUUUUUCAAAGCAGUUUUGGUCUGUUUUCUAUGUAGAAGUUGGACUUCAUCGUCAGAGAGUUUAUGUCAGUGUUGGCUUUUUGAAAUGAGUACACACACAAAAAUAAGAAUAUACGAUGUGUACUGUUGUUGGUCAGACGAGGUGCUCAAGACCUGAAUGAUGACCGUUGUCAUUCCUGUUGCCUCCCAUCAUUUAUCUGUCCCCCUGCAGUGUCUAAUUUAAAUGAAAUGUCUUAAAAACUAAUGUAAUUAAAAUGAAGAACACGAGGCAUG